This is a messenger RNA of Lutra lutra (Eurasian river otter), 2136 nucleotides long. It is a transcript of the gene SLC39A1, whose product is annotated as solute carrier family 39 member 1. Gene Ontology annotation, cellular component: plasma membrane. The record is from RefSeq and is a predicted model, not a curated record. NCBI's taxonomy places the organism in Eukaryota, Metazoa, Chordata, Mammalia, Carnivora, Mustelidae. Bases 279 to 1253 code for a protein of 324 amino acids. The transcript is spliced from 5 exons. Gene Ontology annotation, molecular function: zinc ion transmembrane transporter activity. Gene Ontology annotation, biological process: zinc ion transmembrane transport.
CGCCGGCGGGGAGGCGGGACGCGGCGGGGCGGGGUCCCGGGUCGCGGCGGAACCCAGCGGCCGCGGCGAAGGGGGGACCCUGUCGAGGUGGCCCGCGACGCUCCCCGCGACGCUCCCCGCGACAGCUCGCGCAGCCCGACCCCCUCGGCUCCGUCCGCUCCUUCCUGCGGGGGCCCCGGCUUCUCCUCUCCCGGAGGGCCGCGCUCCAGGGGAAAGGUGACCGCCGCCCCGCUCGCUGUGUCUCCCGUCCGACAGCCGUGCCUGCCGCUGCAGCCACCAUGGGGCCUUGGGGAGAGCCGGAGCUGGUGGUGUGGCGCCCGGAGGCGGUGGGCUCGGAACCCGCAGGGCCUGUGGGGCUGGAGGUGAAAGUCGGGGCCCUGGUGCUGCUGCUGUUGCUCACCGCGCUGUGCAGUCUGGUGCCUGUCUGCGCGCUGCGCCGGCCCGGGGCUAACCCCGAAGCCUCCGCCUCCCGGCAGAAAGCCUUGAGCCUAGUCAGCUGCUUCGCGGGGGGUGUCUUCCUGGCCACCUGUCUCCUGGACCUCUUGCCUGACUACCUGGCGGCCAUAGACGAGGCCCUAGCGGCCUUGCACGUGACGCUCCAGUUUCCCCUGCAAGAGUUCAUCUUGGCAAUGGGCUUCUUCCUGGUCCUGGUGAUGGAGCAGAUUACACUGGCUUACAGGGAGCAGUCAGGGCCACCACCUCAAGAGGAGACCAGGGCUCUGCUGGGAACGGCAAACGGUGGGCCACAGCACUGGCACGACGGGCCAGGGCUCCCACAGUCAGGGGGAGCCCCAGCAGCCCCCUCAGCCCUGCGCGCCUGCGUACUGGUCUUCUCCCUGGCCCUGCACUCAGUGUUCGAGGGACUGGCGGUGGGGCUGCAGCGGGACCGGGCCCGGGCCGUGGAGCUGUGUCUGGCGUUGCUGCUCCACAAGGGUGUGCUGGCGGUCAGCUUGUCCCUGCGGCUGCUGCAGAGCCACCUGCGGGCACAGGUGGUGGCUGGCUGUGGGAUCCUCUUCUCAUGCAUGACCCCUCUGGGCAUCGGGCUGGGGGCAGCUCUGGCUGAGUCGGCUGGGCCUCUGCACCAGUUGGCCCAGUCUGUGCUGGAAGGCAUGGCAGCCGGCACCUUUCUCUACAUCACCUUCCUGGAAAUCUUGCCCCAGGAGCUGGCCACCUCUGAGCAGAGGAUCCUCAAGGUCAUUCUGCUUCUUGCAGGCUUUGCCCUGCUCACUGGCCUGCUCUUCAUCCAGGUCUAGGGAGCUCCAGGGGCCCUUGACCUUCCUUUCCUUCCCCAGCGUAUAAGAGUAGGAGUGGGGAAGGGAGGAUGGAGGGUCAGAGAGUUCUCUGGGAGACAGGGAUGGAGUCUUUGGGACGGACUGACCAAUGUGAGGGAUGUGGUAGACAAGAGCCUGGCCUCAAGGGAUAGUCACAUCACUAAGGACAUGAUCGGGGUUGCAUACUGGGGAAGACACCGAGUGCUAGAAAGUCGGGGUCAGACACUAUGUACAGGCACGGGCUGGUGGUGGGAAGCCUGGGGGGCCGUACCCAGCGGCCGUGGGAUGGGAAGGUAUGGAGGAGGCCCAGCCCAGAGUCAGCAGUCCUGCCGGUUCUAGCCUGUUUCGGCCCUCUGUCACCGGGGCGGAGUGGACUGCUACUUCUAGCUCCUUCUCUGUAUCUCCUGCUUCCCUUCUCCCAGAGGACUCAUGCCAAAUGGCUUCUUCCUGCCAGUUUUGGUACCUUCUCUGGGUUCUCUAGUCCUGCUCACUUCUCUGUUUUUAAAGUGCCAAAUAAAUCCCUUCCCUCUUUGUCAAAAAGCACAGUGAUGGCCCUGGACCCGGCCCAACAUCUCAGUGAGGGGCCUGCUUGCCCUUUCCAGGCAGCCCUAUUUGCUGAGCUGAGGUUGGGGGAGGGUUGGCAGGGCUGCGCCCUAGGAAUCCUGAAGCGACAUGGCUGCCGAGUGCCCAGAUGACAAACACUGAGCUGCCAAAACUUUUUUAUACCAGAGGAGCCCGAGGGGAAGGCUCACCCCAGCUAUUUUUGGGGAGGAAGGGCCGUGGAUAGAGCCACGUCCUCGAGAAUCUAUUUUACUAACUGACCUGUUUUGGGACUUGUUACCCAAAUAAAAGAUGUUUCUAUACA